Purpureocillium takamizusanense is the source of this 2123-nucleotide messenger RNA. RefSeq names its product Kynureninase (gene BNA5). The record is from RefSeq and is a predicted model, not a curated record. Lineage: Eukaryota; Fungi; Ascomycota; Sordariomycetes; Hypocreales; Ophiocordycipitaceae. The coding region runs from base 266 to 2017 and encodes 583 amino acids. Gene Ontology annotation, molecular function: pyridoxal phosphate binding; kynureninase activity. Gene Ontology annotation, cellular component: cytoplasm. The transcript has a single exon. Gene Ontology annotation, biological process: NAD+ biosynthetic process.
GUCAGGCCCUCAAGAAGCCUCAUCAAACACGGGCCGGCUGGCAGUUGAGGUUCCGACGCCACGCACAAGCCGACCGCCAGCUCCGCGCCUUGCAGCCCCAGUCCACUCUGGUGCGGGCGCCGCUACCGGGGGUAAUGCAACUCGACUCAAAAAAAUGUGGACUUGGGGAGGGGUUGCUCAAACAUUUGGCCAGCAGACUGGGGGAGGUGGGCAAGCAAGCAAGCUUACUCUGCUAUUAUAAAGUGGUGUCGACGGACGGCCCGUGAUGGCCUCGACAUUGCGACACUUGUCAUCUCCUCUGCUCGCCCAUUCUCGCUCUCGCAUCAGACGGUCCGUCUCGCUGCCAUUCACGCCUUCGCCAGCCGUCAUCUUUGACGCCUCGUUUCCCUCGCCGACCAUCGGCCGGCACUCGACAUCGGCAUCGAACGUGAACUCACCUGCAGCAGCAGCAGCACCCGCGACCAUGGACUUUGACGCCUGUGUACGGCGGCUUCGCGGCGGCGCGGCCGUCAAGUUCCCGCCCGACGCCAACUCCAUCGCCUUUGCGCAGCACAUGGACGGCCAGGAUAAGCUGCGGCACCUGCGCGACGACUUCAUCCUGCCGACCAAGGCGUCGCUGAAGAAGAAGGCCCUCAACGGCAAGCUGCCUCGUGAGUUCACACCCUGCCCGACGUGGCCGCGUCAAGCUCACACGAACCUCAAUCCAGCUCAAUUCACCACCACCAACGCCGUCAAUGGCCAUGGCGCCGCCGCAGCAGACGACGGCGACGAGCAGUGCCUGUACUUUGUCGGCAACUCGCUCGGCGCCCAGCCCAAGGCCGUCCGGCAGCACCUCGACGCGCAGCUCGAGACGUGGGCGUCCAUCGGCGUCAACGGCCACUUCACCGACAUGGCCGACUCGCCGCUCGCCCAGUGGCAGGACAUGGCCGAGGACUGCGCCAACAAGUCGGCCGACCUCGUGGGCGCGUCCCCGCACGAGAUUGUGGUCAUGAACACGCUCACCAUCAACCUGCACCUCAUGAUGGCCAGCUUCUACAAGCCCGACGCCAAGCGCCACAAGAUCAUCCUCGAGUGGAAGCCCUUCCCCAGCGACCACUACGCCAUCGAGAGCCAGGUCGUGUGGCACGGCCUCGACCCGGACAAGAGCAUGGUCAAGAUCGAGCCCGACGCCGGCACCGCGCUGAUCCCGACGGAAAAGGUGCUGCGCACCAUCGACGAGCACGCCGACGAGACGGCCCUGCUGCUGCUGCCCGGCAUCCAGUACUACUCGGGCCAGCUGUUCGACAUGCCGCGCAUCACCGCCUACGCCCGGGAGCGCGGCAUCGUCGUCGGCUGGGACCUCGCCCACGCGGCCGGCAACGUCGAGCUCAAGCUGCACGACUGGGACGUCGACUUUGCCUGCUGGUGCACGUACAAGUACAUCAACGCCGGCCCGGGGUCCAUCGCCGGCGCCUACGUCCACGAGCGGCACGGCAAGGUCGAGCGGGCGGCAGGGGACGGCGGCCGCCCGACGUACCGCCCGCGCCUCAUGGGCUGGUACGGCGGCGACAAGAGCGUGCGCUUCAACAUGGACAACAUGUUUGUGCCCACGCCCGGCGCCGCCGGCUACCAGGCGUCCAACCCGUCCGCCAUCGACCUCGCGAGCCUGUCCGCCGCGCUGUCCGUCUUCAACAAGACCACCAUGGCCGACCUGCGGAGCAAGGCGCUCGUCAUCACCGCCUACGCGGAGCACCUGCUCAACCAGAUGCUCGCCGAGCAGGCCGCGGGCGAGAAGCCGCUCUUCGGCAUCAUCACCCCGUCGGACCCCCUGCAGCGGGGCACGCAGCUGAGCGUGCUGCUGCGCGAGGGCCUGCUCGAGCGCGUCUCGCAGGCGCUCGAGGACAACGCCGUCAUCUGCGACAAGAGGAAGCCCGACGUCAUCCGCGUCGCCCCCGUCCCGCUGUACACGCGCUUCGAGGACGUCUGGAAGUUUAUGCAGGUGCUGCGAGGGGCGCUGGGCCUGAAGCUGCCGUCGUGAGAGCGCGCGCCAUGACAUGACGGGUUUGGGUCGUUUUUGUAUACUUUUUGAUGCAUGGCGUGUGGUAGAAUAGGAUACGUAUUCAUGAUUUACGGUCAUUGUCUCG